This is a messenger RNA of Mesitornis unicolor (brown roatelo), 444 nucleotides long. RefSeq names its product microsomal glutathione S-transferase 2 (gene MGST2). The coding region runs from base 1 to 444 and encodes 147 amino acids. NCBI's taxonomy places the organism in Eukaryota, Metazoa, Chordata, Aves, Mesitornithiformes, Mesitornithidae. Gene Ontology annotation, molecular function: enzyme activator activity; glutathione peroxidase activity; glutathione transferase activity. Gene Ontology annotation, biological process: leukotriene biosynthetic process. Gene Ontology annotation, cellular component: endoplasmic reticulum; nuclear envelope; membrane. The record is from RefSeq and is a predicted model, not a curated record. The transcript is spliced from 5 exons.
AUGGCUGGUGAUUCAGUUUUGCUCGCGGCCGUCUCUCUCCUUUCUGCCUUCCAGCAAUGUCAUUUUGCUUGGCUGGUGGGGAAAUCAAGAAUGAAGCACAAGGUCAUGCCCCCCGCUGUCACUGGAGCACCAGAAUUUGACAGAACAUUUCGUGCGCAACAAAACUGUGUGGAGUUUUACCCAAUAUUCCUUACUGCCCUCUGGACUGCAGGAUGCUUUUUUAAUCAAGAAUUAGCAUCCCUCCUGGGUGUGUUGUACGUGUUUACCCGCUACAAGUACUUCCAUGGCUAUGUGCAGUCUGUAAAAGGCAGGUCAACAGGUUUUUAUUUGAAUUUGAUGAUUCUGAUUUGCCUGAUAACCCUGGGUGCAGCUGGAAUUGUCAGCAGCUUUCUGGAUGAGUACCUGGACUUCAGCAUUAUGAAGAAAUUACGUAAAUUGUUCUGA